Molecule: messenger RNA, 7648 nt
Organism: Diorhabda sublineata
Lineage: Eukaryota; Metazoa; Arthropoda; Insecta; Coleoptera; Chrysomelidae
Gene: tgo
Product: aryl hydrocarbon receptor nuclear translocator homolog
Exons: 8
Coding region: 340-2412 (690 amino acids)
Biological process (GO): regulation of transcription by RNA polymerase II
Cellular component (GO): aryl hydrocarbon receptor complex; cytoplasm; nucleus
Molecular function (GO): RNA polymerase II cis-regulatory region sequence-specific DNA binding; DNA-binding transcription factor activity, RNA polymerase II-specific; protein dimerization activity
Source: RefSeq, a predicted model, not a curated record
AUAAUUGAAAUAAAAGUUCUAGAAAUCUAAACUAAAUAGGAAUGAGAGUUAUGAAUGUUUGAUAAUGAGUACUACAGCAUCCAACUAAGCUUUGCGCUUCGCUAUUAUCUACCCAAUUCUACAGGCUAAACCAUUAAGCAGCGUUUUCGGAGCCGUCAGUUCGUUGAAAUCUAUCGUUGAGGUCGGAUGUACGUUCGUUUCCCACCAUCUCCGUGCCAUGUGAUGACCCCCCAGAUUCAUUUUGCGUUAAUAUAUUAACUAAUGUGACAUCUUAAAAAUUUGUGAUAGAGUUUAGUGCCUUAUAAUUGUGUUGUUAUUUUUAAAUUACCAAUUGUGGAUAUGUACGCUGCUUACGCGGGGGGAGCACCGCCGCAUUACGCUCCCCCUCCGCCCCCUUCAUACUUACAACCUCAUGCGCCGCCACCUCCUAUUCCUCACCAUGUACAAGUUCCUCCUAUCGGCUUGGGCCAGGAUCCUACCCCCGUUGCACAUUUUUCGAAAAAACGGAUAAGGUCAGAUGAAGACGACCCAACUGGUAGUAAGUUUACAAGAAUGGAAGACGAAAAUAUUCAAGACAAGGAGAGAUUUGCUAGUAGGGAGAACCAUUGCGAAAUUGAGAGGAGAAGACGUAAUAAGAUGACGGCGUACAUCACCGAGUUAUCUGAUAUGGUUCCCACCUGCAGUGCUCUAGCCAGGAAACCUGAUAAACUGACGAUUCUUAGGAUGGCAGUUGCUCAUAUGAAGCAACUCAGAGGUGAGAGUACUGGUAAUACUAGCACAGAUGGUACUUACAAACCCUCAUUUCUAACGGACCAAGAACUGAAACAUCUAAUUCUAGAAGCAGCUGAUGGAUUUCUUUUUGUAGUUAGCUGUGAUACAGGAAGGGUUAUAUACGUAUCAGAUUCUAUCGGCCCAGUUCUAAAUUACUCUCAAAGUGAUUGGUACGGCUCCUGUUUAUACGACAAUAUACAUCCUGAAGAUGUAGAGAAAGUUAGAGAACAAUUAUCAACACAAGAACCACAGAAUACCGGAAGAAUCUUGGAUUUGAAAAGUGGAACUGUUAAGAAAGAAGGAAAUCACUCUUCGAUGAGAUUAUGUAUGGGAUCUAGAAGAGGUUUCAUUUGUAGGAUGAAAGUAGGGAAUGUUCCACCGGAAAGUAUGCCAGUUGGCCAUUUAAAUCGCCUUAAACAACGGAAUAGUUUAGGUCCUGGACGAGAUGGCCAAAACCAUGCUGUUGUACAUUGUACAGGGUACAUAAAAAAUUGGCCACCAACAGAUAUGUUCCCAGGUGUUCAGCUAGACCGUCAAUCUGAAGAGGAAAUCCACACUUCUCAUUGCUGCUUGGUAGCAAUUGGUAGAUUGCAAGUUACAUCAACACCUAACACUAGUGACAUAUCUGGCUCAAGUAGCAACACUGAAUUUAUUUCAAGGCAUUCCAUGGAUGGGAAAUUCACUUUUGUAGAUCAGCGUGUGAUAGGUCUUUUAGGAUAUUCAACUGCAGAAUUAUUGAGCAAAAGCUGCUUCGAUUUUAUCCAUCCUGAGGAUCAAACUCAUAUGAAAGAUAGCUUUGAGCAAGUAUUGAAACUGAAGGGACAAGUAUUAUCAGUAAUGUACAGAUUUAGAGCAAAGAAUAGAGAAUGGGUGUGGCUCCGAACAAGUGCAUUUUCAUUCCUGAAUCCAUAUACUGACGAUGUGGAGUAUAUAGUGUGUACAAAUACAACUGCAAAAUCAGUUCAUACACCAAGUGAAGCACCUACCGAAGCUCCUGAGCAAGUUAGCUAUCAACAACCUGGACUAGACUAUAGUUUGCAAAGGCGAGAUUCAAUUUAUUCCCAUAUGCUUCCCACCACACAUAUCCAAAAUGAGUACCUGCCUAUGUCAACCACUACAAGUCCAGAUGAUUCUCGAUAUCCAAGACUGCUUGCUGAUCCUCAACAGGCUGCUAGACCUAGUAGUGUUCAGAAUGUUUAUACCACUUAUGAACCUACUCCAUCUCCUAUUGCUUAUGGGUCUCCUUCCCAAGCUAGUGCAAGUAGCAGUAAUGCUAGUGUUUUAGCAAGGCUAAGUAAAGGUAGCACUACGAGUCCUACUCCAGCAGCGGCGGCCUGGACUUUGCGGCAACCACAGCAGGCGCCAGAUGGUUAUCAGUAUAGUCAACCGAGCCCGAGGUCUCCGGGACCAACUUAUACACAACUCAGUGGAGGUAGAUCAGCCACGGCCUCUGCUUCUGCUUACCAAUGGACUAACUGGCAAAAUUCCGCACAAGCGUCAGAAAGUGCUCCUGGAUCCUCCAGUUCAGGACCUCCUCCUCAACCACAACCUCAUGAGCUCUCAGAUAUGCUGCAAAUGUUAGAUCAAGGAGGACCUACAUCUUUUGAGGACCUUACAAUGUUUAAUACAACAUUCGAGUAAAAUUUAUUUUUUUUGUACAAAUGAAGAUUGGUUUUAUGAAAUUUCGGGGAAGUGCCUGUUCCAAUGUUUGUUACAGAGUAAUUUUACUCUUUAAUACCUGUCAUUCAUAUUUCUAUUUAUAUUUUUGCCUAAUUUUAAAUUUAAACUGUAAAGCCCGUGUUAAAAGAGAUCAAACAUAUUCUCCAGUGUUUUUUUUUUGAAUUGAAUGUAUUUUUAGAAAAAAAUGUCGAUUUCUUUAUUUUCAGUUUUAAUGUAUCUAAAUGUUAUCUACUUAUUUUUCUGCAUGAAUUCUCAAUUUAAUUACAAUUCUCCGUGGGUGUUGUGAUUUAGUAAAUACUUCAUUAUUUUUCCAAUUAUCAGAACGAUUGAUAAUGCUUUAGUAUAACCUAAUAUUACUUAGGUAGGCGUAACAUUUUAUUAUUAUACUGUAUGCAUACAAUUCGAUUUUUGGUCGAUAUAAAUUACUUUGAACCUUUUUUUGAAGUGAAUAACAAACGUCCACGUAGAAUUUAAGUAUGAAAUGAAUUUAAAAACUGGUUUUACCCCGACUAUGAUAAUUUUUCAGUCAUUGUAAAAUAAAUCAUGUGUUUUUAGUGACACUUAGUGAAAUAAGUACAGCGUGUGUGUCUUAUUCAACCAGAAUUGUUGAGGAAAUGCCAGAAAAUUAAACAGCUCAAUUGAACUUCGGCGAAUUAACGGAACUCGUUUGUUAUUUCUAACUGUUGUGACGUCCAAAGUUGUAUAGCUUAAGAUUUGGCGAAAUGCUAUGUUACUCUUACUAAGAUCAGUUCACACAGGCACUACAGACUAAGAAGCAUGUGCACAGCAAAAUAUAUUUUUUUGAUAUUUGUUGUAGUUUAUUAACAGUUAUAAUUUUAGCCAAAAUAUUAAAGUCGUCAAGUUGCUGGAUAUCAGCUGCCGUAUUCUAAUUGGUAUUAUUUAUGAAUAUCUAUAUGUAAUGUGUAACAGUACAUUUGUUUGAAAUUAUAUACUUAAUUCAAGAAACAUUUAUUUUAUAAAAUAUUUAUUAUGGUAUCUGAAAACAUUGAAUUUCCUUUGAAAAAAGUGGAGGUAUCUGAAAAUAAAUUGUUCAAGAAUAACAUGAAUCUAGGACUGAAGUGAAAAUGAAUUUUUGAUUUUAAGAAACGGGUACCUUUCAAUGAAAGUCCUAGAGCCCACUGAAAAAUUUAAUGUCUAUAAGGUAAUACACUCCAAAUGGUAGUACAUACAUUAAGUAUGGACAUAGUAGUGAAGGACGGGCACGUCAUUUUUAUAAUAAAUUUUUUGAACAUUACCUUCAUUUACGUAGUAAGAACUUUGAACUACUCUUAAAAUGUAGUGUUGGUAAGGAAAAUUAUAACAUCCUACCUCAUUUUAUUCUGAGCAUAUAUUGAGUCACGUCUAUUUUGAUAUAUUUAUUUUUGACAUGCUAUAGUACCUAUCGCGUACUAUCUUUAAACUUUGCUUAAAUUGAUAAUUAGAUGUUUUUAGAAAAUAAAAAAUGAAAAAAAGUUUAUGUCUGUUCGAAAUACCUGACACAAUACUUUUCAUUUGCGAAUAUCUAUGCUUUCAUUUCAUUAUUCUACUACUAUGUGCUAAGGAAUAAUCAUAUAAUAAAGACUCAACUAUCUCGUUAAAUGUUUACAUACAAUGAAAGGUUUCUUUCUAUUAAUGCUAUAAUGAUAUGAAAAUUACUUUUAUAAUAACAAACAUUAAAACACACAUUUUCUAUCUUCCUUCAUAAAAAAUCACCAUUACCAUUAUUUUUAUCAUCAUGAUCAGCAUCAUUAUUAUCAUUACAUGUACCAUUAUUAAAAUUAUCCUCAAAUUCAUUAUAGUUAUCAUCAUCAAUUACAAUAAAAAUCUACCAAAAAAAUGCCCUUAUCUAACAGAGGUGUUGAAUCUUUUUUGAACCAAAGUGGGUCAAUUUUGUAAUCGUUAAAUAUCUAUCUGCUUUGUUCUGGUAAUAAACCAAUGUACUGUUCUUCAGUGGCAUUCUUCCAUAUAUAUAUAAGUUCUUAAAUUGGUUUGUUUCGAUGAUGGCAGUUGUGUUGAAUCGAAUCUUUUUACAUUCUCCAUAACAUAUACCCGUAUUGAAGCUAAUGUGAACUAGUUUGGAAAAAUUAUCACUCUAGCAUCUUUACGUGUGUGUGUGUGUGUUUGUGCGUGUGUGCGUAUUUGUUUAGGUGUGUGUGUAAUUAAAUUUUGACUUGUAUAAACAACUUCUUUCCAAUAAAUGUUAUUUGUAUCAUUUUUUCCAAUUUUUUAAAAAUUGUUUUUACCACAUCAUUAAUUAAUUAAUAGACAACAAAAUCACUUUCUUUGUAAAUCUUUUAUUAUUAUCAGUUUGGGUAGAUACAAGUUUUUUUUAUCACUUCAUUUAUAUCCCGAGAGCAGUUUUUUUAUUCAUUUUUUACUGAGGCAAUGGUAAAAUAGGGUUAUUUCAUAAUUUUGAUAUUUAUCAUAUAUUAUUUUUGGCGUUUACUCAUAAUUUUUUCCACUUUGUCAUCUUUUGAUUUUUUUACUAUCUUUCUUGUUUUCUAUGUUUGCUACUUGCAAUUUUUUCUCAUUCAAUUGUUUUUGGUAUUCUAAGUACAUAUUUUAAUUUAAUUUAAGGGUCGCAUUUAUUUAAAUUUGAGGUUAAACAUAGGAAAUUGAAAUAGACAUAAUACAUUCUAGCAAAUAUUUGGGUACCAGUGUGAACAGAUCUUAUUCUUGAUAUUGUGAGGUAGUGUGUAUACUCAGUUUUAUCAUUUUAACAAAAAUAUACUAACUGGAAAUUUGAAAAAAUACCAUGUGUGAUUAAUUACUAAUCAGUCAAACAUUCUUAUUAUUAAAUUUGCUUGACAGUGAAGUUUGAAAAAGAUAUAUACAUAUUGAUAAAUUUUACAAGUAUACUGUCAAAAAGGGGGUAGUUCACAGUAUUUAUAGUAUAACAUAUUUGUCAGCCGUUAGUAGCAUGUUAUGCUAUAAAAUAACAUUUACGAUACCGCAUAUCGCACAUAAAAUGGAACAAUUCUAAAUGAAAAAACACGCUUUUAACAAUUGAACGAGAAUUGUUUUAAUUUUUAAGCAACAAUAUUUGAUUCAAAAACAUAAUGUAAAUUAUAUUAAUCGUUAGGUUCGUUCAUCAAUUAUUAAUAAUUAUCAACAUUUUGCCCUUCUUAAAAUAGUGCUUUACUUAAUUAUAAAAAUAGGUAACUGUGUCGAAAAAUUUUCAAUUAUUUCAUAGUUACAUUUGAAAUAAAACAAAAACAAACUAAAGUAACUAUUAAUACAAAAAACUUGAAACUAUCUAAUUGUCUACAUAAUUGUAACUAUAAAAUACUCAAGUAAUGACAAAGGAAUAUUAUGAAAAGUGCUUUUCAACAAAUGCCUCAUAAUAUCCAUAUAAAAUGGUUUUUUUUAUUUGCACUAAAAAUGAAUAUGGAUUUGUAUGCUUUUAUUAAAGCAAUAUUCUUAAGAGAUUGAUAUCAAGCCUGUUUAGAAAACAAUUUUAUAAAUUUUCUGAUUUGCCUUUUUGUAGGAUAUAUAAACACUUGAAAUGAAUAAUGUGCUAAUUCCAAAUCAUUAUUUCGAGAUAAAAGCUUAUUUUUUGUUCUACAAUGAAUGUGUAAGAGUUAACUCUUUCAAAAUCAAACAUAGGUAUAUUUCAAGUAAGUAUUUUUCAGUAUAAUUAAUAUCUUUGAGAAGAAAAUUGCAGAAAAAAUGUUAUAAAAUCAUAUUAUGUGCUAAGUAUUAUUGCAAAAAAUCAAAUACUCGGGUAAGUUAUAAUGGAAAAACACAAACACAUAAAGUUAAGAACGAGAAUCAGGAUCUAAUAGGUCUUCAUAUAAUUGUCUAUUAUCUUUCUUCAAGAAAGGAAUCAUUGCCAGCAGAUUUUGUUUUUUUUUCAGAAAUUUUACUCUGGAAUAGUCAUAUCUGUUAUUGCUCUACUAGUGACAUUUUUCUUUAAAAUCUUUGUUGUUUUCAAGGCUUUAUUUCGUUCAGGGUUUCUCGAAUGUUAACGAUUAACAUACUCUCAUAACAUACGUAUUUUGCUUCACAUUAUCAUUCAAACCGUGAAAUUCAGGAAAAAGUUUCAGUUUUUAUUUAUGCGAUACCUCUUCCCAUUUGAGGUUACAUGUUGCUGCAUACCUGAAGCAAAGUAUAUAAAAAUUUACAAUCGCCAUUGGAAAAUGAAAACAAUGUUCGACUUAUUUCUCAUUGUAAAAAUGUUCUUCUCCAGCACUUCUUUAUUUCUGUUUAUUUGUUUACUGCUAUGUCUACUAGUAGUACCAGCAAAAGUUUCAUUUCUGUAUUAUUUUGAAAAUAUACAGGAUGAGAUAAAAAAUAGCAUGUACAACAAAAAAACAGCGGCGAAAUUAGCUCCUGUAGAACAGAAAACAAGGUUAUAUUUUUUGGCACUUAGCUCAUUUCUCACUGGCCGUGUUUUAGCAGUUAACAAGUGCGCACUCUGUUGGGAUUUUUUUCAGUAUAAUUUAAUAGUCGUAGAAAAUGAAAAUCGAUUUUUGGCACUUAGCACAUUAUUUAUUUCACGUCUUCAAUUAACAAAAGCAUCUACUUCUCUAUGCGAGGUAAUUUUACAUCUUAAAUAGUUCAUUUUCAGAAUUUUUAGAAAAAAUUGUAACAGUUCAUCAUCUAAGAGAUUCAAAAAGUAACAAUUUAUAAGAAUUUUCUACGCUGAUUUUCCAUUAGAUGUGCAAGUUAUUACUCUGCAGUAGGAAUAUUCUCUAUUUUUUUUUAAUCUUAAUAUACACACAGAAAAACGGCCGAAGACGUCAAUAACAUAUUUGGAGUCCCCAUUCACAACAUAUCAACCAAAAUGAAAAUUUGUGUUAGAAAUUUAUUUUCUGUUUUUAUAUUUGUAAUCUUAAAAAAAUUAUUAUAACGUGAUAUCAAAGUAUUAUUUAUUUUCAUCAUAUUGAUAUUGUUUUGGAGUUACAUGGUAUUUUUUGUAUAUUUCUUUUCAUAAUGGUACUACAAUGCCUUGUGCUUUGCAUUGAGAUGCACAUUAAAUUUACAUGUGAAAUACAAUUUAAUUUUUUUUUCAUAUAUGUUUUAACUCAAUAGCAUUUCAGUUUUAUUUCUACAUAAGUAAUAUUUUUGUAGAUUAUUAAUUUAUACUCUUUUUUUGUAUAAAACAAUAUAUCAUUUUGAAGUAUUUUAGAAAAUUUGAAUAAUUAUAUUUUAUUGCUAUUAAAAAGUCAAUAAACUCUUUUGAUAAAUACAAAAA